Molecule: messenger RNA, 3811 nt
Organism: Mesoplodon densirostris (Blainville's beaked whale)
Lineage: Eukaryota; Metazoa; Chordata; Mammalia; Artiodactyla; Ziphiidae
Gene: FSTL4
Product: follistatin like 4
Exons: 19
Coding region: 743-3277 (844 amino acids)
Biological process (GO): multicellular organism development; cell differentiation; regulation of BMP signaling pathway
Molecular function (GO): calcium ion binding; protein binding
Source: RefSeq, a predicted model, not a curated record
CAUAAGACUGGUGUCUUAUAUGAAGAGAAGACACAGCAAUACACAGGGAAGGAGGCCAUGUGAAGACAGAGGCAGAGACUGGGGUGAUGUGUCUAAAAGCUAGGGAACACAAAGGAUUUCCGGCAACCACCAGAAGCAAUGAGAGAGACGUGUGACAGAUUCUCCCGCAUAACCUCCAGAAAGGGCCAAUCCUGCCAACACCAUGAUUUUGGACUUCAGUCCUCCUGAACUACAGCCCUGAAGAGCCUCCAGCCUGAAGCUGCUGUCUAGACUGUUCUCUGAAAACAGCACCCAGAUUCUUACCUGAACUUUCCACCACCUUCUCCAGGACAUCCCCUGCACCCUGGAUCUCACUUCAUUGUCUUUCUUGGAUUCUUCCCUUCUUUUGAGAGGAAUACUUCCUCCAGUAACUUCCUGAGGAAGGGGACUAGGAGCCUGAUGAGAAGCCUGUGAAGGACCCUAUCAACCCAGAAGGAGAAAAUCUGAUGAGUGAUGGUGUGGGCAACAGGCCUGCGGGUGAGAGGAGGGCACAGCGAGCCACUCUCGUACUUCAUGGAGUCUUCAUCACUGGUGUGGUUUGGGCCCAGGAGGACAUACGUUUCAGAGAAGGAGCUUCAAACUGCUUUGUUUGGGAUCAUGAUUUCCCUGCAUGUUGAUGACAGAUUUCCCAAGUGAUGGUAACCAGAUGGGUGCUGGAGUCAACCUCUUAGUUCUGGCCGGGUGAGUGCACAGACUCAACAAAAUGAAACCAGGAUGCUUUUGGCUGCAUCUCACACUUCUUGGAGCCUCCCUGCCUGCUGCGCUGGGGUGGAUGAACCCAGGAACCAGCAGAGGAUUGAACGUGGGUGUGGGAGAGUCCCGGGAAGAGGAAUCCAGACGCCUUGAAGUCACAAGAAGAGAAGGGCUUUCCGGCCACCGUGGGCUGCCGGCCUCCUGCAGGAAGAAGUUCUGCAGCCUCGGGAGCAGGUGCACGCUCAGCAGGGAGACGGGGGAGCCCGAGUGCCGGUGCCUGGAGGCCUGCAGUCCCAGCUACAUGCCCGUGUGUGGCUCUGAUGGGAGGGUUUACGAAAACCACUGUGAGCUCCACCGUGCUGCUUGCCUGCUGGGGAAGAAGAUUGUCAUCGUCCGCAGCAAGGACUGUUUCCUUGAAGGUGACCCGUGCACCAUGGCCGACUACGCCCGCCUGAAGAAGGCCCUUCUGGCGCUGCAGACUCGCCUGCAGCCACUCCAUGAAGGGGACAGCAGAGAAGACCCUGCUUCCCAGAAGCGGCUCCUGGUGGAAUCUCUGUUUAAGGACUUGGAUGUAGACGGGGAUGGCCACCUCAGCCGCUCUGAACUGGCCCAGCACGUGCUGAAGGAACAGGGCCUGGAAGAGGACUUCCUGGGGUGCUCACCAGGCGACCUCCUCCGAUUUGAUGACUACAACAAAGACGGCCUCCUGACCCUCCAUGAGUUCUACACAGCCUUCCAGGUGGUACAGCUCAGCCUCGCCCCUGAGGAGAGGGUCAGUGUGGCCACAGUGACUGUGGGCCUGAGCACAGUGCUGACCUGCGCUGUCCACGGAGACCUGCGGCCACCCAUCGUCUGGAAGCGCAACGGGCUGGCCCUGAACUUCCUGGAUUUGGAAGACAUCAAUGACUUUGGAGAGGACGACUCCCUCUACAUCACCAAGGUGACCACCAUCCACAUGGGCAAUUACACCUGCCAUGCCUCUGGCUACGAGCAGCUGUUCCAGACCCACGUCCUGCAGGUGAAUGUGCCACCCGUCAUCCGUGUCUAUCCAGAGACCCAGGCACAGGAACCCGGAGUGGCAGCUAGCCUGAGAUGUCACGCAGAGGGCAUUCCUAUGCCCAGAAUCACUUGGCUAAAAAAUGGCAUGGAUGUCUCAACCCAGAUGUCGAAACAGCUUUCCCUUUUAGCCAAUGGGAGCGAACUCCACAUCGGCAGUGUUCGGUAUGAAGACACAGGGGCGUAUACCUGCAUUGCCAAAAAUGAAGUGGGUGUGGACGAAGAUAUUUCCUCCCUCUUCAUCGAAGACUCGGCUAGAAAGACCCUUGCAAACAUUCUAUGGCGAGAAGAAGGUCUCAGUGUGGGAAACAUGUUCUACAUCUUCUCCGACGAUGGUAUAAUCAUCUUGCACCCAGUGGACUGUGAGAUCCAGAGGCACCUCAGACCCACGGAGAAGAUCUUCAUGAGCUACGAAGAAAUCUGUCCUCAAAGGGAAGGAGGCGCCACCCAGCCCUGCCAGUGGGCCUCAGCAGUGAACGUCAGGCACCGCUACAUCUACGUGGCCCAGCCCGCCCUGAGCAGAGUCCUCGUGGUCGACGUGCAGGCCCAGAAAGUCCUCCAGUCCAUAGGUGUCGACCCUCUGCCGGCUAAGUUGUCCUAUGACAAAUCACAUGACCAAGUGUGGGUCCUGAGCUGGGGGAACGUGCAUAAGUCCCAACCAAGCCUCCAGGUGAUCACAGAGGCCAGCACCGGUCAGGGCCAGCACCUCAUCCGCACGCCCUUUGCAGGAGUGGACGAUUUCUUCAUUCCUCCAACAAACCUCAUCAUCAACCACGUCAGGUUCGGCUUCAUCUUCAACAAGUCUGACCCUGCAGUCCACAAAGUCGACCUGGAAACACUGAUGCUCCUCAAGACCAUCGGGCUGCAGAGCCACGGCUGCCUGCCACAGGCCAUGGCCCACACCCACCUGGGCGGCUACUUCUUCAUCCAGUGCCGACAGCACAGCUCCUCUCCAGCCGCCCCGCAGCUGCUGCUCGACAGUGUCACGGACACCGUGGUCGGCCCCAACGGCCACGUUACCGGCACCCCACACACUUCCCCCGAUGGGCGCUUCCUAGUCAGCGCCGCCUCCAACAGCCCCCAGCUUCACGUGCAGGAGAUCACACUGCGGGGGGAGAUCCAGACCCUCUAUGACCUGAAAGUGAGCCAGGGCGUCUCAGACGUGGCCUUCCAGCCCUCCUUCACCCAGGGCGACCAGUACUACGUCUACGCCACGCUGGAGACAGAGCCGGACCUGCUCUUCCUAGAGCUGUCCACGGGGAAGACGGGCGUGCUGAAGGGCUUGAAGGAGCCGCCCGCGCCCGCGGGGCCAGCCCGAGCCUGGGCCGGGCCCCGCAGGAUCGUGAGGGACAGCGGGCUGUUCGGGCAGUACCUCCUCACGCCAGCCCAAGAGUCACUGCUUCUCAUCAACGCGAGACAAAACGCGCCGCGGUGUGAGGUGGCGGGAGUAAAGGGGGGGACCACAGUGGUGUGGGUGGGCGAGGUAUGAAGCAGCCACGAGCACCGCCUGGUACUGACACCACAGCCCCAAGCAGGCACCCUGUACAUUUUUACAGACAAAAGCAAAAACCUGUAUUCGCUUUGUGGUUCAACACUGGUCUCCUUGCAAGUUUCCUAGUAUAAGGUAUGCGCUGCUAACAAGAUGGGGGUUUUUCGUUAGGACGUAUGAUUUCUGCCUUGAGCUACGAUGAGAAUAUGCUGCUGUGUAAAGGAAUCAUUUCUGCGCCCAGCCACGCGCCACGUUACCUGGGCUGCCAUGGAACCAGGAGCUCCUGCUUUCCAGGCAGAUGCUUCUGUCCGUUGCCUUCGCCUAGUCAUUCUCCAGGGUCCGGCCAGACUUCACCCUGAUGUGGCCUGAAGACACAGGCUCCCUGGAGCAGGGCUCUCCCUCCUGGCGUGAGAGCCACAUUGCCCUCGCUCUGGACCUCAUUUUCUCCUUCGCAGUUGCUUCUUGCUUUUCUUUCCAUUUGACUUGUUGUAAGCCUGAGGGAGAGCCAACAAGACUUAUUGCAUCUUGGGGGAU